AUGGACUCCCUGCUGCUAGGAAAUGAUAAGACCCCACCUACAGCUACCUCACCGCCCAUAGUCACAUCCCCUUCCAAUAUGGUUACCCCAACCCCAGCCGGUAGAACCACAAGAGGCAUUAACCUCUCCCCUGACGUACUUCUGGUACCACCCCCACCCCCUGAACCCGCCUUGCACAUUAUCAUGUCCCCCCAUAGUGACCUCGCACAGUCAAUACAUGCCCCAAAAAGCCUGCCCGACAACCACCAAAUGAGCGCCCCGCCAUCCCCCUCCCCUACCUACACCCCAAACAAGGAGGAAAGAGCCAUUCUAGGCCAUUUAGCCUUUGCUGAAAAGAACUGCUCAAUGGUCCGGCAUGAUGGCCCCCACCAGUGCACCACACUCCCUCAGUUCACGCCAAUGCCAAUAGGCGGCUUCCCACACACCCACAUGUCACACUCAGCCCAGAUCUUCAACCAUCUAGACAACCGAGUACUGCUUGCUUGGUUCCAAGUCCCCCACCCCAAACUCGUAGUACAAGUCUUUGACCACACCGGUAAGGACGUAGCCGAAAAGGCGGUGAUUCUAGCUGAACGCAUCCGCACAAAAGUGGGCAUUGUCGCGAACUUCGUACACCAAGACGCUCAACCAGUAUGCAUCUCCCCGCCACAACCCCAAGGCAGGAAAGAGAGUAAGGAACUACCCAUCGGAUUCCUAGUCCACAACAUAUCAGAAGAGACGAAGGACCUCCUCCUCGAGAAGCGCAUAUGGUCAGCCAAUAUAUGGGCCUCCGACGAGACUAGAGCUGAGAUUAAUGAUAUUAUCUCCAUGAGCGAGAUCGAUGACAAAGAAAAGGUGUACCAAGCUACCUGGAAAUUCAUCUGGUCCAUUAGGAUAGAGCAUCUUGACUUCAAAGUAACAGGUGGGCUAUCUGUUCCCCAUUUCAACGUCUUCACGCUGCGGGUCAGCAGUAGCCCUAUCUGCGUGCCCCAUAUGCCACUCCAUCGCCCACCCAAGGGGUUUAUGCCCAUUCCCCAAAGUACCAUCGUGGAACGGCCCCAGAAUUGGGAUGAAGUCCACAAUCCAAGCAGCGAGAAACCAGAGAUCGAAAGGGAAACGCCCAACUUACCAUACAGAUUACCCCCACCAGUACCACCCCCCUACUCCCAAAAUAAAUAA
Molecule: messenger RNA, 1158 nt
Organism: Suillus paluster
Lineage: Eukaryota; Fungi; Basidiomycota; Agaricomycetes; Boletales; Suillaceae
Exons: 4
Coding region: 1-1158 (385 amino acids)
Source: RefSeq, a predicted model, not a curated record